This is a messenger RNA of Orycteropus afer afer, 948 nucleotides long. Its product is annotated as olfactory receptor 5V1-like. The coding region runs from base 1 to 948 and encodes 315 amino acids. Gene Ontology annotation, cellular component: membrane. Gene Ontology annotation, molecular function: G protein-coupled receptor activity; olfactory receptor activity. Gene Ontology annotation, biological process: G protein-coupled receptor signaling pathway. NCBI's taxonomy places the organism in Eukaryota, Metazoa, Chordata, Mammalia, Tubulidentata, Orycteropodidae. The record is from RefSeq and is a predicted model, not a curated record. The transcript has a single exon.
AUGGAUGCCAGCAACCUAACCACCGUCACAGAGUUUGUCCUCAUAGGGUUCUCUGACCUCCCAGAGGUGCGCUAUCCUCUCUUUGUGGUGUUUGCUGCCAUCUAUCAGGUCACCUUGGUGGGAAACGGGGCCAUUCUCCUUGCCAUCGGGACUGAAAAAAAGCUCCAGACACCCAUGUAUUAUUUUUUGGCAAAUCUGUCCAUCUUAGACAUUUUCUGUCCAUCGUCUACUGUUCCUAAAAUGCUUGAGAACCUCUUGACCAAGAAGGAAAGCAUUUCUUUUGUCGGAUGUGCUUUUCAGCUAUUUUUCCUUGUAGCCCUGUUAGGGACUGAAGUCUUUCUUCUUUCUGUCAUGGCUUAUGACAGAUACGUAGCCAUAUGUUUCCCCCUUCGUUACACCCUCAUCAUGACAAAGGGACGCUGUGCCAAGCUCACAGCUGGGACCUGGGCAGCAGGAUUUCUGAACUCUUUACUGCACACGGUAUUUACAUUCCACCUGUCUUUCUGUGAGUCUAAUAAGGUCAACCAAUAUUAUUGUGAUAUCCCUCCAGUGGUGGCUCUCUCCUGCUCUUCCACAUAUGUAGCAGAAACACUUUCCUUAGUGAUAGGAGGUGUCUCAGGUAGCAGCACUUUCCUGAUCACUGGUAUCUCUUAUAUCUACAUUAUAUCCACCAUUCUGAAGAUCAAGUCAGCUGAAGGAAAGCGCAAAGCCUUCUCUACAUGUGCUUCUCACCUCCUUGUGGUUUCUUUGUUCUAUGGUACAAUGUUAUUAAACUAUGUCCGUCCCUCCUCCAGUCACAACUCCCCAGCCAGAGACAGGCUUAUCUCAAUGAUGAAUGGCGUUAUUACCCCAAUGUUAAACCCUAUCAUCUACAGCUUGAGAAACGCAGAGGUAAAAGGAGCACUGAGAAAUGUUUUAUGUCCUAAAACAUGUUUACAGAGAGGAUGA